Molecule: messenger RNA, 1111 nt
Organism: Schistosoma bovis
Lineage: Eukaryota; Metazoa; Platyhelminthes; Trematoda; Strigeidida; Schistosomatidae
Source: the annotation of a GenBank genome assembly
UCUUUGUAACAUUAGCAAUCAGUAUGGACGUUAACAUCUGCUUAAAUAAACUAUUUACAUAAUUAGAAGAGAUGAGAAUGAAACACCUAUAGAUAUAUAUUUUCAGUUCUGCUUUAUUCGGACAAAUAAUAUUAUGUGUGCUGCACAACAGGGAAUAAUUAAUAUCUUGCGUCAUGGAAAUUCGGUUGCUGACAAAAUUGAUAUAACUUCAUUCAGCUUUUCAUUUAUCAGUAUAUGCCUCAAUCCAAUCUUAUUAUUGUAUAUAUUUGAUAUUAACCUGGGAACACAAUUUCUCAGCAUAAUGAUUAUGUUACAAAUGACAUGUGAAUGGUUUGCCUCAGUUGCUAGUGUAUUGUAUAUAUUUUGUCCAAUCGUUAAAACAGAUCAAAUGUGGUUUAAUUUGAUCUUUUGUCAUAUGUGGAGUAGUACAUUUAUGUACAAUCUAUUCAUUAUGUUCUGUAAGUUUAAUGCUAUGUCAAUGUUGGUAGAACGAUGUUUCCAAUUAUUUUAUCCAAAUAAAAGCAUAUUUGAUUAUCCACGAACUAUCUUUACAUCCUACUGUUUCGCAAUGAUAUAUAUUACAGCAAUCAAUUUAAGAUUUACAGCUAUGGUACAAAUGGAUUCAGAUGGAGAAUGUGUGGCUGUUGGAAAAAGUCCUAUUGAUGAAUUUCAUCAACAACAACUAUUAGUUUUUGGUUAUCUAUGUUUGGCGUUAUUAUUAAUAUUACCAGCUAUUGUUGUAACAACAUGUUAUAUAUUAAUGUUAAUUCAUUAUAUUCGUAGGAAACGUUCAAAUAAAAAUUUUAAUGGUUUUAAUUUACAUAAUUUACAAGAUAUUUUAACAUUACUUGUAAUUAUUUGGUCUGCUGAAUCAACAAUAGCUAGUAUACUUGAUAUGGUUUCAUUUUAUGAUUUUAAAAAUUAUGGUUAUACUAAAUUAGCAGAAAUAAUUCAAAGUUCAACUGAAUUAGUACGUACAAUAUUUUUUGUUAGUCGUACACUUAGUUUAUUUAUUUGUAUUCAAUCUAUUCGUUCUAAAUUUAUUGGAAAUAUUCAAUUCAUUGGUACCUUUUUUGUUAAAAUAUUUAAACGAUUGAUAAGGAAACAAUGA